Molecule: messenger RNA, 4626 nt
Organism: Monomorium pharaonis (pharaoh ant)
Lineage: Eukaryota; Metazoa; Arthropoda; Insecta; Hymenoptera; Formicidae
Gene: Syn1
Product: beta-1-syntrophin
Exons: 8
Coding region: 1974-3749 (591 amino acids)
Cellular component (GO): dystrophin-associated glycoprotein complex; intracellular anatomical structure
Molecular function (GO): protein binding; structural molecule activity
Source: RefSeq, a predicted model, not a curated record
GAGCGGAGCGAGGCGGGGCGAGGCGAGGCGCGGCGAGGCUAGACGGAAUAAGACGAGGCGAGCGGCAAGCGGCCAGCCAGCCAACUACGCUGUAUCUCGGCAGACUUCAGUACGUUUGGUGCUGUCGCGGAGUGAGGUUAGGUGACACAUCAAGUGAUUUUAUGUGACUCGCGUUAGCGAUAUGGUCGCUCCUCGCGAAGCGUCGUCGUGCGUCUCGUAUCGCAUCGAUUGUUUGGAUCUUGACGACGUUCGAAUUUCAAACGCGAAUUCUCGUAGAUUUGCGGCGUGAAAUUGUUCGUGCAUCGCGUAUAGUGCGUGUCUUUGAAAUUCGGUUAGUCGUGUAGUCCUGCUGGCGUGACGCUCAAGUACGACGAUCGAUGCUUGCAUCUUCGUCUAAUCGAUCGCACCGUGCUUUUGAAAAAUCACUCGCUCUUCUGACAAGUUGGUCUCGUAAUCUCUUAAAGUUGGUGUGACAAUGCUCGAAGAAUUGGCUGUCAUUUGGAGAAAUUGAUUGUGCCAACUGUUGUGCGUGUCGGAUUGAUGCAGAGUUAUGUUAUUAUACGAAACAAGUGGAGAGAGUUUGCAAAACUUGAAAUUUGACUCGAGAGUUUAAGAUGCAAGUUUUGUCUAUACAUUAUUUAUUGCGAGUUGUAAUUCUCGAGCGUACACCCAAGUUGUUGUACUUACAUAUCAGCGUGAAGAUUUAAAUAUCAUAAAAUAUUGAAACGCGGAUUCAAGACUUGACUUGGAAAAUUUCAAAGUUGAAAGUUGAUGGUUGACAACUUGAACAUUGAAAUAAUUGAAAAUUCAAUAAACUUGCAGUUCAUUCAACGAACGAGUGAAAAUUGAAUUUUAGCUGUUUAUAAACAUAUCAGGAUUUAAUGUCAGUUGCUAAGUGAAGAGAGAAAGAAAGAGAGCAUCUACAAUUCUUACAGGUCGGAAACUCGACGAUGCUCCAAAAUGCGGCAAAACUUGGACAUUGAAUAUUUCUAACUAGCAACUACCUUAUUACCUUUGGACUCAGUCAACUGUCCAAAGAUCUCUGGGAUCUGGAGCAUUCCAAGGUUGUGAAAUGAUAAUCAGCAAAUCGUUUUUCCAAAAAUUCGGGAUCAAAAAUUUAAUGUAUGGAGAUUUUCACAUUUAAAACUUGAGACAGUGAGAUCGACGACAUUCCUCGUUUGAAAAUCCAUUUGUUCGUCGGUAGAGCAUUUAAUCAAAAGUGGAGUAUUUUGAUGACUCGUCGUCGACAUGUUGUCAUAGAAGGAGUUGGCUCUCGCCAAAAGCGAAAGUGAACGCAAGCGGGGGGAGAGAGAGAGAGAGAGAGAGAGAGAGAGAGAGAGAGAGAGAGAGAGAGAGAGAGAGAGAGAGAGAGAGAGAGAGAGAGAGAGAGAGAGAGAGAGAGAUUGAGAGAUUGAGAGACUGCAGCAUAGUCGAUCGAGAGUGAAACGUGUUUCUGUGCGAGAGUAGGUGUCCAUUUGUGGGCGAGAUAACGACGAAUCGACUGGUCCACAUUCAGUCAUUCAGUGACCUACAGAUACGGCUACUUUUCCCCGCCAACGUUCGCAGACAGGUGACACUAAGUUAUCUGCUGAAUCCCCGAUGCAUAGAUCUAACUGUUGGUAGAUGACGUCGAUCUUUCGGAAAAGACAGAUAGGGUGAUCGGGAUAGGACUGAUCGCCGAAGGAGCGAUAAAACAUGUCGAGGCUGCUGAAAGGAGAGCCGACGGCCGGUUGUGUGAUUGGCUCGUGCGCAGAUCGAGGAUCGUAUUAGCCCAACCGACAGUGACGCAUGUCGUAAGCCACGUGAGAGAGCGACGGAGGAACGACACGCUGGACGUCACGCAGGAUCGGGAUUCAUCAAGAGAGAGUGAGAGUGAAAGGGAAGAGAGAGACAGACAGAUAUUCCGAACAGCUAUUUCGAGAGAGAGAGAAACAGCCCAGGCGACGAGUCUCUUACUGCCUACCGGAAGUCAUAUGCCCAUACACGCGCGUAAAACGCGUACAGCUUGCGAAGAAAUCGAAAUGGUGGAGUUGUGUGGUAGUGGCCAAACUUCUUCGGCCAUGGGAGUAAUGGGCAUGGGUUCGAUGGUGACCGCGGCAACAUCGUCGUCCUCUUCGUCGACUACCACGACUACAGGCGCCUCAUCCUCAGGUGCGUCGGGACGUGCCGGUAUUCUCGAAACCCAAGUGCGCGGACAAUGGUAUCGCGUAUUCGUCUCUUUGGAAGAUGAUUAUCUUAGCAUUUCGCUCGAUGAGAGUUGUGAGACCGGUAACAACGCUCUGAACAACGGCAACAUCAACAAUAACAAUGUGGACAGUUUGAACGAUCCAGAUGUGCCCGAUUCAGUAGCCAAUCAGAAGCGCAUUGUCCGUGUGGUCAAAAGUGACAACAAUGGGUUAGGAAUUUCGAUAAAAGGCGGCAAGGAGAACAAAAUGCCGAUCCUCAUAUCGAAGAUCUUUAAGGGCAUGGCGGCGGAUGCUACUGAGCAACUAUACGUCGGCGACGCCAUUUUGGCAGUAAAUGGCGAAGAUUUACGCGAGGCGACGCACGAUGAGGCGGUGAAGGCGCUGAAGAGAGCUGGCAAGAUCGUCGAACUAGAAGUCAAGUACCUGCGGGAAGUGACGCCGUACUUCAGGAAAGCUUCGAUCAUCCAGGAAGUGGGCUGGGAACUUCAGCGCGGUUUCCUGAGCGCGACGCCGCCGCCGCCAAAGUCACCACCGCGGGCGGAUACUCGUUAUCUGCCAUUACAACUCUGCAGACUCACCAGAGCGCAUCCCUCUUCCGAUCCCGAAGGACGUAUCUUAGAACUACAUUCGCCCGAUGGUGUUCACGAAUGUUGGUUAAGAGCCGCUGACAACACGGAGGCGAAUGUCUGGUUCAAUGCUUUGCACUCGGCGUUAGCGGCCCUCACCUUGAAAGCAUUACGACUGGCCUCAGCACUUCCGGAUCCACAGCAACUUCAGCACAUAGGCUGGUUAGCGAGAAGACACUGCCUUCAGAACGGACGAGCCAGUAGUGAAAGCAGCGAAGACGGAGCCGGAAGUAGUGCAAGCACUUCUCGAGGAGCCGGGAGUGGAUUCGGUCUUGCCGCUGGAUGCACCGGCGGAUGGCGCAGUGUCUUUGGUGCAGUUUCAGGCCGGGAACUUAGAUUGUAUGAGUGUGCGCCUUGGAGCCCAGAAGCUUGGGCUUCGCCGAGCAUUACCUGCCCCCUUAUCGCAACACGACUGGUCUCCUCGCCAACGCGACAGAAUGAAGCGGCGAGCAGCAGUAGCGGUUCGACUCAACACGGGGCGACGUUCGCGGUUCGGGUUGGCACGAUGGACGGGGUAGUCACGCAUCAUUUACGAGCUGAAACACGAAGAGAUCUGGCGGCCUGGGCACGGGCAAUCGUUCAGGGAUGCCACGCGGCUGCUCAUUCCUUGCGGGAAUACACCGUUCGUUGCACAUGGCAAGGUAAGGCCUGUCAGUUGGUUGUCAACCACGAAGAAGGUUUCGCGCUCUACUCCGCAGGAACGCGGGGCACUGCCGGGAAUGGCGUAAGUCCUGGAUCACCACCCACGCCACUCUGGAGAAGAUCCUUCGACAAAUUGAAAAUGUCCGCGGACGACGGCGCUCGUCUACUGUGGCUCGAUUUUGGAGGCGAGGAUGGCGAAAUUGAGCUUGAUUUGGAGAGCUGUCCGAAACCAAUCGUGUUCGUCCUGCACAACUUUCUUUCGGCGAAGAUACAUCGGCUCGGUCUGAGUGCAUAGGGGCACGAGGGGGCCCUUACAGAGGCCCCCGAUUUGCCUCCUCACACUACCAGGUCUGUUACCAGCGUCUUUCUUCAUUGAACUGGAAAUAAUCGCAGUGAGAAAGAGAAAAUUAAUUUUUUCUUCGAGGAUUCGAAGUAACAAAUAACAGUACCGAGACUUGAUAGGUCAAGAAACAUCCGAAUGGAUAAGAAAUAUAAGGACUAUCUUUGUCAAAGGUUUUGCAUCGCGAGCAACAUCCUAUUCCAGUGCUGUUUAGAAUGCGGAGAAACGAAAGAAGUCAAACAGAGUAAUAGUGUAACAGUUUAGAAAGAGUGAGAGUAGGAUAAUGAAUUUGCAGACAGAGUAACGAUCCGAGAAUUCUAUAUAUAAUUGGAAAAUUAUAAAUUUAAUAGCGACGAAGACUGUUUAAUUUUUGUCAAUAACUAUUUAAUAUUUGAGAAUUUGGACAUUUAAAAUAAUAAAACUUAUAAAAUAUUUAAAAUUUUAGAUAAUACAAUAUUUUUAAAUCUGAAGCCUUAAAAAUAUACGAUUUUCAAAUGUAGUUGUACAAAAUUUCAAUAUCUAAAAUUUUUUAGAAUAUUCAAGAAUUGAUUUUAUUUUUCCUAACCUUUAAUUUUAUUAUUUUAGUAAUAUAUAAAAAAGGAUUCUCAAGAUAGGGAGAGGAAGGAUUUAAAUAUUUACAAUAUUGAAAUCAAAAUUUAAUACAUAAGAUCUUAAAAAUAAAAAAUCUAACCUUCCUUUUUUAAUGAAGAUGCAAAGAUUGAAAAAGAAUUGCAUAUUGUACAGAAGUAUUAGAAAUUAUAGAAUUCUCGGACUCGCUCUAAGGAUUCCAGUAUCUUAAAGUCAAAGAGGUAUAAACAAAGUGGGAAAAAAA